Messenger RNA from Biomphalaria glabrata, 14285 nucleotides. RefSeq names its product mucin-2-like. The transcript has 19 exons. The record is from RefSeq and is a predicted model, not a curated record. Bases 181 to 14235 code for a protein of 4684 amino acids. Gene Ontology annotation, cellular component: intermediate filament. Lineage: Eukaryota; Metazoa; Mollusca; Gastropoda; Planorbidae.
AAACUGUUUUACGUUGGCUGGAUAUGAACCAAUCAAAUUCGAGAUUACUGCAGAGUAGAUUUGUUUUCAUCGGUGCAUAUUUGAAAAGAUAAAACAGAAUAAAUUAUAACCAGAAGUGCAUUCAAACACCGCAAACUAAAAGAAUUAUUUUUUAAGCGGUCACAGUGAGCACUAUUUUGCAUGGCGGCUUUACUCCUGACGCUGAGUCUACUGACCACAGUGUUACUGAUCUCAGUCCAUGGAGAAACACCUGCAGACAGCUGCUGUGGCGUCAUACCAGGGUGUAACUUUACAGACACACAGGUAUGCAAAUGUCCGUCCAUGUACUCCUAUCUGUCCUGCCAGAUUCACAAGCUGAAACUCAAGUUUAACUCGCUCACCUCUGGCCUUCCCUCGAAGGAGGCGCACGGGUCCAACUCCAGCGACGAGUCGUACCUGGGAAAUCUGUUCAAAGGGACUGUUACCGGUCCUGAAAGCUGGGUCCGGAAGAAAGCGGAACACGGGAACGAGAAUAAAGGUGGAGGUCAAAGGUCCAGGAGGCAGUCCGGGACUUACCAGGCGUCAACGAGUUGUUGUGACGGAAGUGACAUAAACGGCAUGAUUUACAGCUGCGCCUUUCAGGACUCGGUCUGUUUGUGUCCGUCCGAGUUUCGUAGCAACUUGCCCACAUGUGAGGUCACCGUCGUAGCUCAAGAAACCACAACGCCCACAACGACAACGACACUAGCAGCCCAGGUCCAAUCCAGUGAUGGGACUUAUCCAGCACUGGAUGACUGCUGUAGCGGAAGUAACAUGGAUGGUUUCAUUUAUGGAUGCGCCUAUGAAGGCACGGUCUGCAAAUGCCCAAGCACCCACAGGUCAUCUCUGCAGUCCUGCGAGCUGUCCACCACUACCACUGUGACUACCACUGCCAGCACCAGCACCAGCACCACAACUAAUGCUCCACCACCACCACCCCCAGCUGGAGACACCUACCAAGCCAACGAUGAUUGCUGCAAUGGGAACGACAUUAAUGGAUUCAGUUACGGAUGCGCUUUCGAUGGAACUGUUUGCAAGUGUCCUAGCCUUUACAGAUCUAGCCUACCCACCUGCGAAUUGGUAGCCAUAACCACUGCAACAACUACAUCCACGACAAGUCCAUCGACCACGCCCAGUACUACAACAACCACGCCCACUACUACUACAACUACGCCCACCACAACCACGCCAACAACUACCACCACGCCCAGUACUACAACAACCACACCCACUACUACUACAACUACGCCCACCACAACCACGCCAACAACUACCACCACGCCUACUACUACAACAACCACGCCCACUACUACAACAACCACGCCAACAACUACCACCACGCCAACUACAACAACAACCACGCCCACUAGUACUACAACCGAGCCCACCACAACCACACCAACAACUACAACAACAACGCCCACUACCACUACAACCACCCCAACAACUACAACCACGCCAACUACUACAUCAACCACCCCAACAACAACCACGCCAACAACAACCACAUCUACAACUACCACUACACCAACGACAACUACCACUACACCAACGACAACUACCACUACACCAACGACAACUACCACUACACCAACGACAACUACUACUAUACCAACGACAACUACCACUACACCAACGACAACUACCACUACACCAACGACAACUACUACUACACCAACGACAACUACUACUACACCAACGACAACUACCACUACACCAACGACAACUACCACUACACCAACGACAACUACCACUACACCAACGACAACUACUACUACACCAACGACAACUACCACUACACCAACGACAACUACUACUACACCAACGACAACUACCACUACACCAACGACAACUACCACUACACCAACGACAACUACCACUACGCCUACGACCACAACCACAUUAACAACUACAAGCACCACUACCCUAUCCCUUGUAAGCGCACCGUAUUACUACUCGGACCCAUCAUGUUGUGACCCUAACAACAUCCCAACAUACUUUUACGCCCAGGUGGCAGGCUGCGCCACAGACGGAGUUAGCGGACUGUGUAAGUGUGCAAGUGGAGUGGAGGACAUUUGUCCUCCCAUACCAGUCACUUACACCGCUGCCCGGGAGUGCUGCGACGCCUCCUACGCCUACGGCACCGGGGACAUGGACAAAAUUGUCAACAACUACAUCGGAAGUGUCCAAGGAUGCACAGUGCCCGAUCCGGAUGUUCCUGGUGAUACCUGCACUUGUCCUAUUAUAGAGCUAGUCCAAGAUGAAGGACUCACCACACCCUGCGCGGCUUACGAGAGCCUGACCACAACUACAGAAGCGACCACCACCACCACAACUACACCAACCACUACCACUACAUCGACGACAACCACGUCGAGCACAACAACAACCGACUCAACAACCUCCACACCCACUACUACAACAACCAGCACCACAGAAACCACCACGCCUUAUCCCUUCUACAACGCUGACCCUUCCUGCUGUGACCCUGAUAAUAUUCCAAUAUACUAUUACGCUGUGAGUUUCUGCGCCCAAGAUCCAGGAACUGGAUCGUGUCGUUGUGCCGAAGGAUUCCAGGAUCUGUGUGCCCCUAUACCAACUACUACAGAGCCCCCGACAACAACACCAACGACAACAUCAACCUCAACUAGCACUACCACAACCACAACCCCAACAACUACCACCACAACCACAACCCCAUCAACUACCACCACAACCCCGACUCCAACCACAUCAACCACCACCACAACCCCGACUCCAACCACAUCAACCACCACCACAACCCCGACUCCAACAACAUCUACUACCACCACUACCCCAACCCCAACAACUACCACCACAACCCCGACUCCAACCACAUCAUCUACCUCCACAACUUCGACAUCAACGACGUCAACAUCAACCACCUCCACCACCACGUCGACGCCUACAACAUCAACUUCUACGGAGACGACGACACCCUACCCGUUCUACACCACCGACCCGGCAUGCUGUGACCCUAACUACGGCCCAAUAUCGAUCUACGCUGAAGCGGCAGGCUGCUUUCUUGAUCCAGCCAGUGGCGAGUGCAAGUGUCCAAUGGGAAUGCAAGAUUUGUGUCCGGAAAUGAUCACGACUACUCCUGAGAUAACGUCUACCACAGCAACCACAUCAACUACCACAACCCCUACUACCACAUCAACUACCCCAACGCCUACAACCACAUCAACUACCACAACCCCUACUACUACAUCAACUACCACAACCCCUACUACCACAUCAACUACCACAACCCCUACUACCACAACGCCUACAACCACAACCCCUACUACCACAUCAACUACCACAACCCCUACUACCACAUCAACUACCACAACCCCUACUACCACAUCAACUACCACAACCCCUACUACCACAUCAACUACCACAACCCCUACUACAACAUCAACUACCACAACCCCAGCUACCACAACCCCUACAACCACAUCAACUACCACAACCCCUACUACCACAACAUCCACCACCACAGAGACAACAACACCUUAUCCUUUCUACAACGCCGAUCCAGGAUGUUGCGACCCCAACAAUCCUCCAAUUGUGUUCUACGCUGAAGCUGCGGGAUGCUUCUCAGACCCAGAAAGCGGUCAGUGUCGAUGUCCACUUGGAGUACAAGAUAUGUGUCCUGAGAUAAUCAGCACAACAAGAGAAGUAACCACAACACCAGAAGACAAAACAACACCAGAAGAAACAACAACACACGAUGAGACAACAACACCCAAAAAGACAACAACACCUGAAGAGACAACAACACCCAAAGAAUCAACAACACCCAAAGAAACAACAACACCUGAAGAGACAAUAACAUCCGAAGAGACAACAACAACUAAAGAGACAACAACACAGAAAGAAACAACAACACCCGAAGAAACAACAACACCUAAAGAGACAACAACACCCAAAGAGACAACAACACCCGAAGAGACAACAACACCUGAAGAGACAACAACACAUGAAGAAACAACAACACUUGAAGAGACAACAACACCUGAAGAAACAACAACACCCGAAGAAACAACAACACCUAAAGAGACAACAACACUUAAAGAGACAACAACACCUAAAGAUACAACAACAACUGAAGAAACAACAACACCUAAAAAAACAACACCUGAAGAGACAACAACAACCGAAGAGACAACAACACCUGAAGAAACAACAACACCUGAAGAGAAAACAACACCUGAAGAGACUACAACACCUGAAGAGACAACAACACUAGAAGAAACAACAACACCAGAAGAAACAACAACUACAGAAUUGCCAAUUAUAGAGCCUACAAUAAGUACAACUGAAAUUGAAGAGACAACAACUCUUGAAGAGACAACAACACCUGAAGAGACAACAACACCUGAAGAGACAACAACACCCGAAGAGACAACAACACCUGAAGAGACAACAACUCUCGAAGAGACUACAACACCCGAAGAGACAACAACACUUAAUGAGACAACAACAUCCGAAGAAACAACAACAACCGAAGAAACAACAACAACUGAAGAGACAACAACACCCGAAGAGACAACAAAACCUGAAGAGACAACAACACCUAAAGAGACAACAACAACUGAAGAAUCAACAACACUAGAAGAAACAACAACAACUGAAGAGACAACAACACCCGAAGAGACAACAAAACCUGAAGAGACAACAAUACCUAAAGAGACAACAACAACUGAAGAAUCAACAACACUAGAAGAAACAACAAUUAAAGAAACAAAAACUCCAGAAGAGACUACAACACCCGAAGAGACAACAACACCUAAAGAGACAAAAACACCUGAAGAAACAACAACAACCGAGGAAACUACAACGCCUGAAGAGACAACAACACCUGAAGAGACAACAACACCUGAAGUGACAACAACACUAAAAGAGACAACAACAUCGGUAGAAACAACAACACCUGAAGAGACAACAACACCUGAAGAGACAACAACACCCGAAGAGACAACAACACCUGAAGAGACAACAACACCCGAAGAGACAACCACACCUGAAGAAACAACAACACCUGAAGAGACAACAACACCUGAAGAGACUACAACACCUGAAGAGACAACAACACUUGAAGAAACAACAACUACAGAAUUGCCAAUUAUAGAGCCUACAAUAAGUACAACUGAAAUUGAAGAAACAACAACUCUUGAAGAGACAACAACACCUGAAGAGACAACAACACCCGAAGAGACAACAACACUAAAAGAAACAACAACUCUUCAAGAGACAACAACACUAGAAGAAACAACAACACACGAAGAGACAACAACACCUGAAGAAACAACUACACCUGAAGAGACAACAACACCUGAAGAGACAACAACACCAGAAGGUACAAAGACAUCUGAAAAAACAACAACACCUGAAGAGACAACAACACCUGAAGAGACAACACCUGAAGAAUUAACAACUCCCGAAGAGACUACAACACCCGAAGAGACAACAACAACUGAAGAAACAACAACCCCCGAAGAGAAAACAACACCUGAAGAAACAACAACAACUCAAGAAACAACAACACCCGAAGAGACAACAACAACUCAAGAAACAACCCCCGAAGAGAUAACAACAACUGAAGAAACAACAACACCCGAAGAGACAACAACAACUGAAGAAACAACAACUCCCGAAGAGACAACAACACCUGAAGAGACAACAACACCUGAAGAGACAACAACACUAGAAGAAACAACAACACCAGAAGAAACAACAACUACAGAAUUGCCAAUUAUAGAGCCUACAAUAAGUACAACAGAAAUUGAAGAGACAACAACUCUUGAAGAGACAACAACACCUGAAGAGACAACAACACCCAAAGAAACAACAACACCUAAAGAUACAACAACUGAAGAAACAACAACACCUGAAAAAACAACAACACACGAAGAGAAAACAACAACUGAAGAGACAACAACAGCUGAAGAGACAACAACACCCGAAGAAACAACAACACCUAAAGAUACAACAACUGAAGAAACAACAACACCUGAAAAAACAACAACACACGAAGAGAAAACAACAACUGAAGAGACAACAACAGCUGAAGAGACAACAACACCCGAAGAAACAACAACUAAAGAAACAACAACUCCCGAUGAGACAACAACACCUGAAGAGACAACAACACCCAAAGAGACAACAACACCUGAAGAGACAACAACAACUGUAGAAACAACAACACCUAAAGAAACAACAACACCUGAAGAAAUAACAACUCUUCAAGAGACAACAACACUAGAAGAAACAACAACACCCGAAGAGACAACAACACCUGAAGAGACAACAACACCCGAAGAGACAACAACACCUGAAGAGACAACAACACCCGAAGAAACAACAACAACUGAAGAAACAACAACCCCCGAAGAGACAACAACACCUGAAGAAACAACAAGACCCGAAGAGACAACAACACUAGAAGAAACAACAACACCCGAAGAGACAACAACACCUGAAGAGACAACAACACUAGAAGAAACAACAACACCCGAAGAGACAACAACACCCGAAGAUACAACAACACCUAAAGAAACAACAACACCUGAAGAAACAACAACACCUGAAAAAACAACAACACCUGAAGAGACAACAACACCCGAAGAGACAACAACACCUGAAGAGACAACAACACCCGAAGAGACAACAACACCUGAAGAGACAACAACACACGAAGAAACAACAGCAACCGAAGAAACUACAACGCCUGAAGAGACAACAACACCUGAAGAGACAACAACACCCGAAGAGAAAACAACACCUGUAGAAACAACAACACCUGAAGAAACAACAACUCUUCAAGAGAUAACAACACUAGAAGAAACAACAACACCCGAAGAGACAACAAAAACUGAAGAGACAACAACAACUGAAGAGACAAUAACACCCGAAGAGACAACAACACCUAAAGAAACAACAACACCUGAAGAGACAACAACACCUGAAGAGACAACAACACUAGAAGAAACAACAACACCAGAAGAAACAACAACUACAGAAUUGCCAAUUAUAGAGCCUACAAUAAGUACAACUGAAAUUGAAGAGACAACAGCUCUUGAAGAGACAACAACACCUGAAGAGACAACAACACCCGAAGAAACAACAACACCUAAAGAUACAACAACUGAAGAAACAACAACACCUGAAAAAACAACAACACACGAAGAGAAAACAACAACUGAAGAGACAACAACAGCUGAAGAGACAACAACACCCGAAGAAACAACAACUAAAGAAACAACAACUCCCGAAGAGACAACAACACCCGAAGAGACAACAACACCUGAAGAGACAACAACACCCGAAGAAACAACAGCAACCGAAGAAACUACAAUGCCUGAAGAGACAACAACACCUGAAGAGACAACAACACCCGAAGAGAAAACAACACCUGUAGAAACAACAACACCUGAAGAGACAACAACACAUGAAGAGACAACAACACCCAAAGAGACAACAACACCUGAAGAGACAACAACAACUGUAGAAACAACAACACCUAAAGAAACAACAACACCUGAAGAAACAACAACUCUUCAAGAGACAACAACACUAGAAGAAACAACAACACCCGAAGAGACAACAACAACUGAAGAAACAACAACCCCCGAAGAGACAACAACACCUGAAGAAACAACAAGACCCGAAGAGACAACAACACUAGAAGAAACAACAACACCCGAAGAGACAACAACACCUGAAGAGACAACAACACUAGAAGAAACAACAACACCCGAAGAGACAACAACACCCGAAGAUACAACAACACCUAAAGAAACAACAACACCUGAAGAAACAACAACACCUGAAAAAACAACAACACCUGAAGAGACAACAACACCUGAAGAGACAACAACACCUGAAGAGACAACAAUAACACCCGAAGAGACAACAACACCUGAAGAGACAACAACACUAGAAGAAACAACAACACCCGAAGAGACAACAACACCCGAAGAUACAACAACACCUGAAGAAACAACAACACCUGCAGAAACAACAACACCUGAAAAAACAACAACACCUGAAGAGACAACAACAACUGAAGAGACAACAACACCCGAAGAGACAACAACACCAGAAGAGAAAACAACACCUGAAGAGACAACAACAACUGAAGAGACAAUAACACCCAAAGAGACCACAACACCUGAAGAGACAACAACAACUGAAAAAUCAACAACACCCGAAGAGACUACAACACCUAAAGAGACAACAACACCUGAAGAGACAACAACACUAGAAGAAACAACAACACCAGAAGAAACAACAACUACAGAAUUGCCAAUUAUAGAGCCUAUAAUAAGAACAACUGAAAUUGAAGAGACAACAACUCUUGAAGAGACAACAACACCUGAAGAGACAACAACACCUGAAGAGACAUUAACACCUGAAGAGACAACAACACCCGAAGAGACAACAACACCAAAAGAAAAAACAACUCUUCAAGAGACAACAACACUAGAAGAAACAACAACACACGAAGAGACAACAACAACUGAAGAAACAACAACACCCGAAGAAACAACAACACCUGAAGAGACAACAACACCAGAAGAGAAAACAACACCUGAAAAAACAACAGCACCUGAAGAGACAACAACUGAAGAGACAACAACACCCGAAGAAACAACAACUAAAGAAACAACAACUCCCGAAGAGACUACAACACCCGAAGAGACAACAACACCUCAAGAGACAACAACACCCGAAGAAACAACAGCAACCGAAAAAACUACAACGCCUGAAGAGACAACAACACCUGAAGAGACAACAACAACCGAAGAGACAACAACAACUGAAGAGACAACAACACCCGAAAAAACAACAACUGAAGAAACAACAACUCCCGAAGAGACAACAACACCCGAAGAAACAACAGCAACCGAAGAAACUACAACGCCUGAAGAGACAACAACAACGGAAGAAACAACAACACCUGCAGAAACAACAACACCUGAAAAAACAACAACACCUGAAGAGACAACAACAACUGAAGAGACAACAACACCCGAAGAGACAACAACACCUGAAGAGACAACAACACCCGAGGAAACAACAGCAACCGAAGAGAAAACAACACCGGUAGAAACAACAACACCUGAAGAGACAACAACAUCUGAAGAGACAACAACCCCCGAAGAGACAACAACAUCUGAAGAGACAACAACACAUGAAGAGAUAACAACAACUGAAGAAACAACAACACUUGAAGAGACAACAACAACUGAAGAAACAACACCACCCGAAGUGACAACAACAACUGAAGAAACAACACCACCCGAAGAGACAACAACAACUGAAGAAACAACAACACCUGAAGAAACAACAACACCUGAAGAAACAACAACACCCGAAGAGACAAAAACAACUGAAGAAACAACAACACCCGAAGAGACAACAACAACUGAAGAAACAACAACCCCCGAAGAGAAAACAACACCUGAAGAAACAACAACAACUCAAGAAACAACAACACCCGAAGAGACAACAACAACUCAAGAAACAACCCCCGAAGAGAUAACAACAACUAAAGAAACAACAACACCCGAAGAGACAACAACAACUGAAGAAACAACAACUCCCGAAGAGACAACAACACCUGAAGAGACAACAACACCUGAAGAGACAACAACACUAGAAGAAACAACAACACCAGAAGAAACAACAACUACAGAAUUGCCAAUUAUAGAGCCUACAAUAAGUACAACAGAAAUUGAAGAGACAACAACUCUUGAAGAGACAACAACACCUGAAGAGACAACAACACCCGAAGAAACAACAACACCUAAAGAUACAACAACUGAAGAAACAACAACACCUGAAAAAACAACAACACACGAAGAGAAAACAACAACUGAAGAGACAACAACACCCGAAGAAACAACAACUAAAGAAACAACAACUCCCGAAGAGACAACAACACCCGAAGAGACAACAACACCUGAAGAGACAACAACACCCGAAGAAACAACAGCAACCGAAGAAACUACAAUGCCUGAAGAGACAACAACACCUGAAGAGACAACAACACCCGAAGAGAAAACAACACCUGUAGAAACAACAACACCUGAAGAGACAACAACACCCAAAGAGACAACAACACCUGAAGAGACAACAACAACUGUAGAAACAACAACACCUAAAGAAACAACAACACCUGAAGAAAUAACAACUCUUCAAGAGACAACAACACUAGAAGAAACAACAACACCCGAAGAGACAACAACACCUGAAGAGACAACAACACCCGAAGAGACAACAACACCUGAAGAGACAACAACACCCGAAGAAACAACAACAACUGAAGAAACAACAACCCCCGAAGAGACAACAACACCUGAAGAAACAACAAGACCCGAAGAGACAACAACACUAGAAGAAACAACAACACCCGAAGAGACAACAACACCUGAAGAGACAACAACACUAGAAGAAACAACAACACCCGAAGAGACAACAACACCCGAAGAUACAACAACACCUAAAGAAACAACAACACCUGAAGAAACAACAACACCUGAAAAAACAACAACACCUGAAGAGACAACAACACCCGAAGAGACAACAACACCUGAAAAGACAACAAUAACACCCGAAGAGACAACAACACCUGAAACAACAACAACUGAAGAAACAACAACACCCGAAGAGACAACAACAACUGAAGAAACAACAACCCCCGAAGAGACAACAACACCUGAAGAAACAACAACACCCGAAGAGACAACAACACCUGAAGAAACAACAACACCCGAAGAGACAACAACAACUGAAGAAACAACAACACCCGAAGAGACAACAACAACUCAAGAAACAACAACACCCGAAGAGAUAACAACAACUGAAGAAACAACAACACCCGAAGAGACAACAACAACUGAAGAAACAACAACUCCCGAAGAGACAACAACACCUGAAGAAACAACAACACCCGAAGAGACAACAACACUAGAAGAAACAACAACACCCGAAGAGACAACAACAACUGAAGAAACAACAACUCCCGAAGAGACAACAACACCUGAAGAAACAACAACACCCGAAGAGACAACAACACUAGAAGAAACAACAACACCCGAAGAGACAACAACAACUGAAGAAACAACAACACCCGAAGAGACAACAACAACUCAAGAAACAACAACACCCGAAGAGACAACAACAACUCAAGAAAUAACAACACCUGAAGAAACAACAACAACCGAAGAGACAACAACAACUCAAGAAACAACAACACCCGAAGAGACAACAACAACUCAAGAAACAACAACACCCGAAGAGAUAACAACAACUGAAGAAACAACACCACCCGAAGAGACAACAACAACUGAAGAAACAACAACUCCCGAAGAGACAACAACACCUGAAGAAACAACAACACCCGAAGAGACAACAACACUAGAAGAAACAACAACACCCGAAGAGACAACAACAACUGAAGAAACAACAACACCCGAAGAGACAACAACAACUCAAGAAACAACAACACCCGAAGAGACAACAACAACUCAAGAAACAACAACACCUGAAGAAACAACAACACCCGAAGAGACAACAACAAAUGAAGAAACAACAACACCCGAAGAGACAACAACAACUCAAGAAACAACAACAUCCGAAGAGACAACAACAACUGAAGAGAUAACAACACUAGAAGAAACAACAACACCUGAAGAAACAACAACUACAGAAUUGCCAAUUAUAGAGCCUACAAUAAGUACAACUGAAAUUGAAGAGACAACAACUCUUGAAGAGACAACAACACUAGAAGAAACAACAACACCCGAAGAGACAACAACACUAGAAGAAACAACAACACCCGAAGAGACAACAAAAACUGAAGAAACAACAACACCCGAAGAGACAACAUUAACUCAAGAAACAACAACACCCGAAGAGACAACAACAACUCAAGAAACAACAACACCCGAAGAGACAACAAAAACUGAAGAAACAACAACACCCGAAGAGACAACAACAACUGAAGAAACAACAACCCCCGAAGAGACAACAACACCUGAAGAAACAACAAUACCCGAAGAGACAACAACACUAGAAGAAACAACAACACCCGAAGAGACAACAACAACUGAAGAAACAACAACACUUGAAGAGACAACAACAACUGAAGAAACAACAACACCCGAAGAGACAACAACAACUGAAGAAACAACAACACCCGAAGAGACAACAACAACUCAAGAAACAACAACACCCGAAGAGACAACAACAACUGAAGAAACAACAACUCCCGAAGAGACAACAACCCCCGAAGAGACAACAACACUUGAAGAAACAACAACACCUGAAGAAACAACAACACCCGAAGAGACAACAACACCCGAAGAGACAACUCUACCCGAAGAAACAACAACACCCGAAGAGACAACAACACCCGAAGAGACAACUCUACCCGAAGAAACAACUACCCCCGAAGAGACAACUCUACCCGAAGAAACAACAACACCCGAAGAGACAACAACAACUCAAGAAACAACUACCCCCGAAGAGACAACAACAACUCAAGAAACAACUACCCCCGAAGAGACAACAACAACUCAAGAAACAACUACCCCCGAAGAGACAACAAUAACUCAAGAAACAACUACCUCUGAAGAGACAACAACAACUCAAGAAACAACUACCCCCGAAGAGACAACAACACUUGAAGAAACAACAACACCUGAAGAAACAACAACACCCGAAGAAACAACUACCCCCGAAGAGACAACAACAACUCAAGAAACAACUACCCCCGAAGAGACAACAACAACUCAAGAAACAACAACCCCCGAAGAGACAACAACACCUGAAGAAACAACUACCCCCGAAGAGACAACAACACCUGAAGAAACUACAACACCUGAAGAAACAACAACACCUGAAGAAACAACAACACCUGAAGAAACAACAACACCCGAAGAGACAACUCUACCCGAAGAAACAACAACACCCGAAGAGACAACAACAACUCAAGAAACAACUACCCCCGAAGAGACAACAACAACUCAAAAAACAACUACCCCCGAAGAGACAACAACAACUCAAGAAACAACUACCCCCGAAGAGACAACAACAACUCAAGAAACAACUAACCCCGAAGAGACAACAACACUUGAAGAAACAACAACACCUGAAGAAACAACAACACCCGAAGAAACAACUACCCCCGAAGAGACAACAACAACUCAAGAAACAACUACCCCCGAAGAGACAACAACAACUCAAGAAACAACAACCACCGAAGAGACAACAACACCUGAAGAAACAACUACCCCCGAAGAGACAACAACACCUGAAGAAACAACAACACCUGAAGAAACAACAACACCUGAAGAAACAACAACCCCCGAAGAAACAACAACACCUGAAGAAACAACAACACCUGAAGAAACUACCACGCCAUCUCCAAUGUGCCCGUCCAAUACGCAAGCAGUGUCAACAAUGACACGACGAACACUCAACGGUGUAGCCAUUGGUGCGUGCGAUGCUGGUGGCGUCGUAGCAAUUCGGGAUAAUGAAACAAGCACAAUACUUUGCACCGGAGUCCUCACGUCAAAGUCGACAUUCAUUGUGCCUCAAGAUUGUGCCAUUUUCUACGAGGAAACUCUCAAAUCACAGCCUAUUACUCAAAUCGUCACAGUUGGGAAGCAGCAAGAUAUAAUUUUGACCCAAGAUUUAUUCACAUAUAAAAACCUAACCAAUGGUAUGGCGGAGAUAGCACUGCCACAGGAAGUGAGCGUGACAGACUGCCCAGAGUACGCGUGCACAUACGACUCUGCCAAGAUGGCCGGACGCGUCAAUUUCAAUGACUGUUUUGGAGUCGGCUACGGCAGCAGGACGAAGGGUGACUAUUCCUACACUGGGACGCCAUACAAGUUGGUAGUGCAGAACAUGACUACUGCCCCAUGCUGUGACGUUCUGAUGGACGCCGUUACACGCCACGUCCAACUUGACGGCACCUACCCUAACACCAUGGUCAACUCCGGCUCGGAUGUUUUGUGUCUGGGAUCCGACGAUUCUUCGUGUGGGGGAGACUUUGGCACUCCGAUUUACUGCCGAUCGUUUGACACAGAUGAACUCAUUUUGGUUGCAGCCUUGACAUCCACACCGUGUACUUCCGGUGAUCCAAUUCUAGCAAACGAUUUAACUAACGGAGACAUAGCUGCCUUCUUUGGAUAAUGAAACUGAUUUAGAAAUAUUAUUAAUAAAAUAAAUGUGUAAACGUAGAA